CAACGUCGAAGCAACUAUACGUCAUCAACACCGAUUGAUCCCGGACUGCCCAGAGAUCAGCCCCAUGGCAUGAAUUUGCUUCUGUUUGAGCGAUCGUCGGGCAGGCUGGGUCCGGACGAGUUCGCCAGGAUCCAGGCGACGACGCUGCUGCGUUCCUUCGCUCGUGCUCCUCACUUUCGCUUCGACGGCGGCGAACGUGAUGCAAGCGUUCCCGUCGGCCGCGGAAACAGAGCCGUAGCUUCGGCAGCUGAUGGUUCUGGCUCGGGCGGCGAUGCUGCUGCCCCGAGGGUUUCUCUCUGGGCGCACCAGGCCGGUGUCAGUGCCCUGGCUCUGGAGCGCUUCGAUGGCCGCAUACUGGUUUCUGGCGGCUCGGACGCCACUAUCAAGCUCUGGGAUCUGGAACAGUGCCCAAACCCAUGGCGGUAUUAUACCUACCGCCCCGUUGCUGUGGUCUCUCGUGCUGGCAGCGACUCCGCGGCAGCCGGGCACCGCUUCGGCGUCACUCACCUGUCUUUCUACCCGUUUGACAGUGCCGCAUUUCUCUCCUGCUCGCAUGACCAGACGCUCAAGCUGUGGUCCACCGAGAGGGCAUCCGUGUCCGGUUCGUUCUUCCUCGGCUCCAGGGUCUACACUCACGCAGUUUCCCCGAUAGCCUCCCAUCUGCUGGUCGCAUGCGGGACUCAACACCCGGCCGUCCGCCUCGUCGAUCUGCGCUCUUCCGCCGCGGUGCAGUCGCUGGUUCCGCCGGGCCAGACCGGUGGUUCUGCCGGCGCCGUCCUGUCCGUGUCCUGGUCCCCGGCGUACGAGCACGUCCUUGCUGCCGGCUCGGCGGACGGGGCAGUGCGCAUCUGGGACGUGAGGAAGUCCAAUGGCCUGGUCGCGCUCCUCGACCAAGAGGAUGUCGUCGGUCUUGCCGACGGGGGCACGACGUCGCAACUACGUCCUCCUCGGCUCGCAGCAAAGGCACAUGCUGGGGCCGUGAACGGCCUCACCUGGACGGACGACGGAGCCUACCUCGUAUCCGCUGGCCACGACCGCCGCAUACGCGUCUGGGACGCGGCGACCGGCGCCAACACACUUGCCAGCUUUGGGCCGAGCAUCCGUAACAGCCAGAUGGGCGCCGUCACCAUGUUUGUCUCGCCCCUUGGUCUCACGGCGCCAGGGUGUGAGCUGUUGUUCUUCCCGAACGAGACCGAGAUACUGGUCAUGGAUCUCCACGAGGGGUCUACCGUCGCAAGAUUACGCGGAAUGGGCCCGGCUGUAGCCUCUGUCGGUACACAUCAGGGGGGUGAAAGGGCCAUCAAGAAUCGUGUCACGAGCCUCGCAUGGAGAGGGGCCGGGGGGAGCGGAGGUUCAAGUGGUGUGGUUAUGGGCGGCAGUAACGCUGCCGGUGGCCUACUCAGCGGGCACUUGGAUGGUCAAAUCCGGGGUUGGCUCCCGGAACUUGAGGGUGCGGACGACGAAGGGGAUGAUGACGACGACGGCGCAGCAGAUAUCUCUGCCGCCAAGACGAAGAAGAGAAAGGCUCUGGAUGAUGCCUUUCGAAGUUUGAUGGGCAGACAAGUCACUUUCUCCUAG
Thermothelomyces thermophilus ATCC 42464 is the source of this 1578-nucleotide messenger RNA. RefSeq lists its product as uncharacterized. The record is from RefSeq and is a predicted model, not a curated record. NCBI's taxonomy places the organism in Eukaryota, Fungi, Ascomycota, Sordariomycetes, Sordariales, Chaetomiaceae. The transcript is spliced from 3 exons. Gene Ontology annotation, biological process: transcription-coupled nucleotide-excision repair; proteasome-mediated ubiquitin-dependent protein catabolic process; protein polyubiquitination. Gene Ontology annotation, cellular component: Cul4A-RING E3 ubiquitin ligase complex; nucleotide-excision repair complex. Gene Ontology annotation, molecular function: protein binding. Bases 70 to 1578 code for a protein of 502 amino acids.